AUGUGUCCUCUCAGGUUCAUUCUCGUAUUCUUGUCGGCAACUCUUGCUGGUUUCUUGGUCCUCAGAAAUCUCAGAUCUCAACCUCACACCACUGACUCUGACUUGGAUGUAAACAAUGAUAACAAUGAACACACCCUAACCUCAGAUGCUGUUUCUCCAUCCAUAGACAAUUCAACUUCCAAGGUUUGUGCUGCAUUGCAAUCUGGGUUCUGGACCUUCCUUGACAUGGCCAGCGGUCGCUAUCUUUGGAGGCACUUAGUCUCUUCCUCUUCCCCAAAGCCUGAAUGA
Messenger RNA from Sphenostylis stenocarpa, 288 nucleotides. The record is from the annotation of a GenBank genome assembly. NCBI's taxonomy places the organism in Eukaryota, Viridiplantae, Streptophyta, Magnoliopsida, Fabales, Fabaceae.